AUGAGGGGAUUGUCCCUCGUCACCACCUGUGUCCUGAGUGUGCUUCAGGUCCUCACCAUCAGCCCCAGUGGCUCCUCGCUGGCCAACUUCAAAGUCAAAUCUGCAAACCCCAUUCUGGGGGCAUGUCUGUUCCUGUGGGUCCUCACCAUGGCCAUUACCAGUGACCAGCUGGCUCUGCACGGUGGCCACCCUAAUGCCAUGCAGCCAGGUCUUCUCUUUGUCAACAGCCACUGCUCCUUCCUGCCGAAGUACAGGGGUGUUUUCCUCCUCUUGGUAAUGCUCAGAGACAUCUUCUUCGUGGGCCUCAUGGCCGUGUCCAGUGAGUAUAUAGCUACCCUCCUGCACAGACAUCAACAGCACUGCCUGUCCCUCCAUGGCUCCAGGCUGUCCCCUCAGACCUCCCCUGAGCACAGGGACACUUACAGUGUCCUACAGCUGCUCAGCUGCUUCACCGCCCUGUACUGUGCAGACUCUGCGCUCUCCCUGCUCAUCAGCAGGAUGAGGAGAAAGGAUCCCAUGCUCGUGACCAUCCACAAUGCAGUGGCCAGCGGCUAUGGCACACUCAGUCCCCUGGUACUGCUCAGGGCGGACACGCAGAUCCUGAACAUCUUACGAGCCCAGUGGAGGAACAAAGCUCAGAUGCUAACAAGAUGCAUCUAA
Molecule: messenger RNA, 660 nt
Organism: Ictidomys tridecemlineatus (thirteen-lined ground squirrel)
Lineage: Eukaryota; Metazoa; Chordata; Mammalia; Rodentia; Sciuridae
Product: vomeronasal type-1 receptor 90
Biological process (GO): G protein-coupled receptor signaling pathway
Cellular component (GO): membrane
Molecular function (GO): pheromone receptor activity
Source: RefSeq, a predicted model, not a curated record